Molecule: messenger RNA, 1218 nt
Organism: Cricetulus griseus (Chinese hamster)
Lineage: Eukaryota; Metazoa; Chordata; Mammalia; Rodentia; Cricetidae
Source: RefSeq, a predicted model, not a curated record
AUGACAAGCACUGGGUCCAGAGGGAAAAGGCUGGACCUGGCUCUUCAGAGCCCUGACUGGGAUGGCUCUCUAACUUCCCGCACCUCCCUGCGGUUCCAUUCAGAACCAGCUGAUGUCAACAAGCUGAAGCUCUCCAGAAAGGCCAUGCCGGAGCCACAGGACGGCGAGCUCAAGAUCCGCGUCAAAGCCUGUGGCUUGAACUUCAUUGACCUGAUGGUUCGACAAGGGAACAUUGACAACCCUCCUAAGACACCCUUGGUGCCAGGAUUUGAGUGUUCUGGGAUUGUUGAAGCUCUAGGGGACAGCGUGAAAGGAUACGAGAUUGGGGACCGUGUCAUGGCAUUUGUCAACUACAAUGCCUGGGCUGAGGUGGUCUGUACACCAGUGGAGUUUGUCUACAAGAUCCCAGAUGACAUGAGUUUCCCUGAGGCCGCUGCCUUCCCCAUGAACUUCGUCACAGCAUACACGAUGCUGUUUGAGAUUGCCAACCUCCGGGAAGGGAUGUCUGUGCUCGUGCACUCAGCUGGUGGUGGGGUGGGUCAAGCUGUGGCUCAGCUAUGUUCUACUGUCCCCAAUGUGACCGUCUUUGGAACAGCUUCUACUUUCAAGCAUGAAGCCAUCAAAGAUUCUGUGACCCACCUCUUUGACAGAAAUGCAGACUAUGUGCAAGAAGUAAAAAGGAUCUCUGCUGAAGGUGUGGACAUUGUUUUGGACUGCCUGUGUGGGGACAACACUGGCAAGGGGCUCAGUCUCCUCAAACCUCUGGGGACCUACAUUUUAUAUGGAUCAUCCAACAUGGUUACUGGAGAGACCAAGAGCUUCUUCAGUUUUGCAAAGUCAUGGUGGCAGGUAGAGAAAGUGAACCCCAUCAAGCUGUAUGAAGAAAACAAAGUCAUUGCAGGGUUCUCACUCCUCAACCUGCUCUUCAAACAGGGCCGCUCAGGCCUCAUCCGGGGAGUGGUCGAGAAGCUCAUUGGGCUGUACAACCAGAAGAAGAUCAAGCCUGUGGUGGAUUCUUUAUGGGCCCUGGAGGAGGUAAAGGAGGCCAUGCAGCGCAUCCACGACCGGGGGAACAUCGGGAAGUUAAUUCUGGAUGUGGAAAAGACUCCGACUCCGCUGAUGGCCAAUGACAGCACUGAGACAAGCGAGGCAGGGGAGGAAGAAGAGGACCAUGAAGGUGACAGCGAGAACAAGGAAAGGAUGCCCUUCAUCCAGUAA